Molecule: messenger RNA, 543 nt
Organism: Girardinichthys multiradiatus
Lineage: Eukaryota; Metazoa; Chordata; Actinopteri; Cyprinodontiformes; Goodeidae
Product: L-selectin-like
Exons: 3
Coding region: 31-537 (168 amino acids)
Source: RefSeq, a predicted model, not a curated record
ACUGUGAAAUUUGUCUUUAUCAACACAAUAAUGAACUGGACUAAUGCUCAGAGGUACUGCAGACAACACUACACAGACCUGGCCAGUGUCCGAAACCUGCAGGAGAAUGAGCAGAUUAGGACGAUGAAGCCUGGUGUGAUUGCCUGGAUCGGUCUUUAUAGAGACACCUGGAAGUGGUCAAAUGGAAAUCUGUACUUAUUUUACUACUGGGCAUCGGGACAACCUAAUGGUGAGACGGAGAAAUGUACCUCUGCAGACUUCAGCCUCUCUGGCCGGUGGAACGACUGGUCGUGUUCUUUGAAGAAGGCAUUUAUCUGCUACCUUGAUGCUGUGCCUUUCACGAAGCAAGCAGUGAAGCUGCAGCUAGUGGGAAACUCUGCUCUAGAUCUGAAUGACCCUGAUGUCCUGGAGAAGCUGCUGGAGGAGCUCAAACAGAAGGUGGAGGACCAGGGAGUGAGAGCAGACAUCAAACUGAGCUGGAAGAAAUGUCCCAAUGGAAAGACUUUCUGCAAGGAGAAGCAGAAGGACCAAAAUUAACCCAAU